Molecule: messenger RNA, 723 nt
Organism: Laccaria bicolor S238N-H82
Lineage: Eukaryota; Fungi; Basidiomycota; Agaricomycetes; Agaricales; Hydnangiaceae
Exons: 3
Coding region: 1-723 (240 amino acids)
Molecular function (GO): protein binding
Source: RefSeq, a predicted model, not a curated record
AUGCCGGAGGAGAAAGAGUCGACGGAGAUUACUCCAGAUACUACGAGCUCAACGUCAACGCCAGAGGCUCAAUCAACAACGCCAGAAGCACAACCAUGGCAAGCCAUCUUCUCACCCCAGCACGGCGCAUACUAUUUCUACAACACACUCACAAACGAAACGACGUGGGAUAACCCUCUUCAGCCUUCCCCCGUUCCUUCAACCUCUACCUCUUCCUCUUCUCUUCCUAUUCCACCUGCUGCUGCUGACGAAGAACCGCCGACGACGACAUCAGCGCAAGCGCACUACGCAGCGUUGCAAGCUGCAGCCAUCGCGCAAGGUAUCGACCCCGCACUUGCCCAUCUGGAUCCCUCGCUUUUGGCUGGGGCGGGUCCGUCUGCUGGGGCGGUUACGGACGGUUCGGGCCUCCCAACAUUCACAGCCAAAUUCAACGCCCGCACCGGCCAAUUCACCCGUCCCGACGCACGCGAACCAGGUCAUUUAUCAGAAUACGAUCGUGCCCGGCGCAUGAGCGAGUUUUACUUUGAUGUAGCGGCGUGGGAAGGCGAGUUGGCUAGACGUGGGGGGGCGCUUAUGGCUGAGGAAGAUGCGGGUCAGGGAGGGAGUGGGGAUGCGCAGGGGGAGGGGAAGAAGAGGAAGAGGCCUACUAAGAAGGAUUUGGAACGGUUCAAGGCGCAGAAGAAGCUUAAGAAGAUUGCAAAGACGGCUUGGUUGAGGACGUGA